AUGGCUUCAGAACAGAAAAUCCUGCCCAAGGAGGGCGAGCGCAACAUCCUCGUCACAAGUGCCCUGCCUUACGUCAACAAUGUCCCUCACUUGGGUAACAUUGUCGGCUCCGUGCUGAGUGCCGAUGUUUUCGCCAGAUUCCAUAAGGCCUGCGGACAUCGCACCCUCUACAUCUGCGGAACGGACGAAUACGGUACCGCGACGGAGACCAAGGCGCUGGAGGAGAAGGUAUCGCCCGAGGAGCUGUGCGCCAAGUACAAUAAGAUCCAUCAGGAAGUCUACGAGUGGUUCGAGAUUGGAUUCGAUCACUUUGGACGCACCCCGACACCAAAACACACUGAGAUCUCGCAGUCCCUCUUCAAACGGCUGUAUGACAACGGCUACUUGGCCGAGAAGUCCGCCGAACAGCCCUUCUGCGAGACUCACGGUUCGUUCUUGGCCGAUCGGUUUGUGGAGGGCGAGUGUCCCAAAUGCCAUUACGACGACGCCCGUGGUGACCAGUGCGACAAGUGCGGCCACCUCCUCGACCCGUUCGAACUCAUCAAGCCCCGCUGCAAGCUUGACGGUGCCACCCCCGUCCCCCGCGAGACGAAACACAUCCAUCUCCUCCUCGACAAGCUGCAGCCCGAUAUCGAGAAGUGGGUCCACGCCUCCAUCGAGAAGGGAGACUGGCCCAAGAACUCGCGCGUCAUUACCGAGUCGUGGCUGAAGGAGGGUCUGAAGGACCGUGGCAUUACGCGCGAUCUGAAGUGGGGUGUGCCCGUGCCGCUCCCGGGAUUCGAGAACAAGGUGCUCUACGUGUGGUUCGAGGCCUGCAUCGGAUACCCCUCCAUCACCGCCAACUACACCGACGACUGGGAGCUCUGGUGGCGCAACCCCGAGAAUGUCCAGCUGUACCAGUUCCUGGGCAAGGACAACGUGCCGUUCCACAGUGUCAUCUUCCCCGGCUGCCAGCUGGGCUCAAACGACAAGUGGACCAUGCUGCACCACCUCAGCACGACCGAGUACCUCAACUACGAGGGCGGCAAGUUCAGCAAGUCGCGCGGCAUCGGCGUGUUCGGCAACAACGCAAAGCAGACGGGCGUCCCCGCCGACGUGUGGCGGUACUUCCUGCUGAAGAACCGGCCGGAGACGGGCGACACGCAGUUCGAGUGGCGCUCGUUCGUCGACAGCAACAACAGCGAGCUGCUCGCCAAGCUGGGCAACCUCGUCAACCGCAUCAUCAAGCUCAUGGCCGCGCAGUACGACUCGACCAUCCCCGAGUUCACCGUCCCCGAGAGCUUCCAGCCCAACCUCGAUGAGAUCACCGGCCUCCUCCGCCAGUACAUCGAAGAGAUGGAGGGCGUGCACCUCCGCGCCGGUGUCGCCACCGCGAUGAAGCUCGCCGAGGCCGGCAACGGACUCAUCCAGGCCAACCGGCUGGACAACGCGCUGAUCGCCAACGAGCCGGAGCGCGCCGCCGCCGUCGUCGGCACCGUGCUCAACCUCAUCUACCUCCUCGCCAGCGUCUUCUACCCCUACCUCCCCGCCACCUCCAAGUCCAUCAACGAGCAGCUCAACGCGCCCUUCGCCCUCAUCCCGUCCCUCGACGACAUCAAGGACGGCUGGAAGCCCACCGCCCUGAAGCCGGGCCACAAGGUCGGCAAGGCCAAGUACCUGUUCUCGCGCAUCGACGGCAAGAAGGCCGACGAGUGGCGCGAGCUGUUCGGCGGGUCGCAAGCCGAGCGCCAGAAGAAGGAAGAAGAGGCCGCGAAGAAGAAGGCCGCCAAGGAAAAGAAGAAGGAGAAGAAGGCCAAGAAGGCUCCCGCCCCCGUCGAGGCUACCGCCAAGGGCGGCGCCGACGCAAAGCCCGACGAGGCUGUCAACAACGUCGCCGACGGCGUGGCCCAGGUCACUCUGCCAUCUUCCUGA
Aspergillus terreus NIH2624 is the source of this 1911-nucleotide messenger RNA. Its product is annotated as methionine--tRNA ligase MES1. Gene Ontology annotation, molecular function: methionine-tRNA ligase activity; ATP binding. Gene Ontology annotation, biological process: methionyl-tRNA aminoacylation. The transcript is spliced from 2 exons. The coding region runs from base 1 to 1911 and encodes 636 amino acids. Lineage: Eukaryota; Fungi; Ascomycota; Eurotiomycetes; Eurotiales; Aspergillaceae. The record is from RefSeq and is a predicted model, not a curated record. Gene Ontology annotation, cellular component: cytosol; aminoacyl-tRNA synthetase multienzyme complex.